AUUUCGUAGUAGAAGAAGUAGCAAAACAAAACAGAAAAAUGCACUUCCGGGCCCUGGGGUCUGCUGACUUUACGAUUUUAAUUUUUGUAUGACACUGGCGUAGUUGAUUAUUCUCAUGCGGUUUAUAAAGUAUAUGUAAUUUAUUCAUAAACAUGGAGCAGUCUGUCAACGCAGACAUUAUUCAAGAAAUACAUACGAACAGUCGUUGUAGACAAUGGCGCAAUUGGGUCGGAUUUUGGUUACUUGGACUGUGCAACAAUUUUGCAUAUGUGGUCAUGCUUAGUGCUGCUGAAGAUAUCCUUCAAAAACAAGAGACCCACAAUGGCACGGUGUAUAACUCCUCUUUAACAAUAUUGGAAGUUGAAGAUGUGAAGGCUGCCAACAGCAGCCGCUAUGAUUGCAAUCCUGUCUCAACUGCCGCUGUGCUUUUAGCUGACAUCCUUCCAACCCUCAUCAUCAAGCUGUCUGCUCCUCUGCUCGUCCACCAAGUGCCUUAUGGAGUUCGAGUGUUAUUGUGUGUGGUCAUGGCUGCAGGAAGCUUCCUCAUUGUGUCCUUCUCUUCAAGUGUGUGGAUGAGCAUUGUUGGCGUGAUUUUUGCCAGUGCCAGUGCAGGAUUUGGAGAAUUAUCUUUCCUUUCUCUCACCGUCUUCUAUAGCAGGGACGUACUCGGGGGCUGGGGAUCGGGGACGGGUGGGGCCGGUGUUGCAGGGGCCCUCCUUUACGCCGGCCUCACUCAAGUCGGCCUUUCACCCCAACAUACGCUUUUCAUCAUGCUGACAGUCCCGUGCGCUAUGCUCAUCAGCUAUUUUUUCCUGCUGGUUCCACCGCCGUCGUUCCCUCAGUGGAAGCGGAGAGAGAUGGAUGAACCAGUGGCUUCAGAUGAGAGGCAGCGGCUGAUGGACGAAUGCCACGAGGAGCAGGAAGCAUGUGGCCGAGCAGAGAGCAGAUAUGUUCCUCUCACGCUUCAAGACAAGUUCCAUAUCAUUAAAGACUUGAUGCCGUUCAUCUGUCCUUUGGGGUUGGUCUACUACGCUGAAUACUUCAUCAACCAGGGCUUGAUGGAGCUCCUCUACUUCCCUAACUUUUUCCUCAGCCAUGCGGAGCAGUAUCGCUGGUAUCAGACCUUGUAUCAGGUGGGCGUGUUUGUCUCUCGAUCCUCCCUAUGUUGCGUGAAGAUCAGGAAACUGUGGGGCCUUGCUGGGCUGCAGGUGGUGAAUGCACUGCUGCUUCUGUUGGCCGUCCGCUACUACUUCCUGCCCAGUGCCUGGCUAGUCUUCCCCAUCAUCUUCUACGAGGGUCUGCUGGGUGGAGCGGCAUACGUCAACACCUUCUACUUCAUUAGUAAAGAGACUGAGGACAGACAGAGGGAGUUUGCCAUGGCUGCAGCCAGCGUAGGAGACAGCUUGGGCAUCGCCUUGGCGGGGGUCACUGCUUUCCCUGUGCACCGAUACUUCUGCUCCCUUUGAAACAUUCCACACACUCACCAUCACUCAUACUAAUACAAUCAAUGACUCAUACAUAGCAUAGAAAUAUCACAGUUGACAUUCCAGAGGUGAGUGAAGACACUUGACAUAUCUUACAUAGUUUGCUGGGAUCAUCCCAUCUGGUUUUUAUGUGUACAUGAUGGGAAACGCCAUUCCUUUUAACGACUCAAACACUGAAGUGAAUUGGGUACUCCAUUCACUCGUCACAAUGUGUUAACAUGUAAGUUAACAUGUAAGGAAAUUCAAAUGUUUAGCUAAAUAAAACCAAUUUAAUUCAAAAACAAAACAAACACCACAAACCCACAUGAAAAACAAAAGAGUACAUUCUAUAUUUAUAUUUACAGUUCCACAAUGGCCUAAAGCAGGGGUCUCAAACUCAAUUUACUUGGGGGCCACUGGAGCUAGGGUCUGGGCGAGACUGGGCUGCAUCAGGUUUUCCAAAAAAAAACGUAUUUAUUAAAAACAGAAAAAUGAAUAAUCUUUGCUUUGGUUUCGAUUUUCUACAAGAAAAGCUCUGAUAAAACAUUCCACUGUUCUCAAAUAUCUUAAUUUUUAUUUUUCUGCACAAAAUA
Molecule: messenger RNA, 2056 nt
Organism: Doryrhamphus excisus (bluestripe pipefish)
Lineage: Eukaryota; Metazoa; Chordata; Actinopteri; Syngnathiformes; Syngnathidae
Gene: cln3
Product: CLN3 lysosomal/endosomal transmembrane protein, battenin
Biological process (GO): regulation of intracellular pH; lysosome organization
Cellular component (GO): membrane; lysosome
Source: RefSeq, a predicted model, not a curated record